Molecule: messenger RNA, 1995 nt
Organism: Trichophyton benhamiae CBS 112371
Lineage: Eukaryota; Fungi; Ascomycota; Eurotiomycetes; Onygenales; Arthrodermataceae
Product: C2H2 transcription factor (Swi5), putative
Exons: 2
Coding region: 1-1995 (664 amino acids)
Biological process (GO): regulation of transcription by RNA polymerase II
Molecular function (GO): RNA polymerase II cis-regulatory region sequence-specific DNA binding; DNA-binding transcription factor activity
Source: RefSeq, a predicted model, not a curated record
AUGUUACAGAACUUUUCAUUCCCGCCAGAGCCAGAGGGCUCGAAGGACAUAGCUUCUCUGGCUUCCAGAAGGCAUUUCGCCCCGAGACCAAUUGCGCCUGCGCCAGCUGGUGGACGGGGCUGUCACCGAAGAGGCCUGAGUCUUGACCAGGGUGUGGCACGACACCAGCAAAAUGCAUCAAUGUAUGGACAUGAGAUGCACGAUUGGUCUCGAUGGUUGGAUAUAGGAGAUUAUAACAACCAUCUUAACUCGGGAGUUCAACGCCCAAUAACACCACUUCAGCCAAUUGAGAAUAUGGACUCUUCAUUAUUAACACCAGCAACAACCCCAUGUUGGAAGCCAUCGACCGCCUUUCCACGAAACUGCAGAACUGCUCACUCAUCUCCCACGAAAAGAGUUCCUCCGCCCCUACUCCCUCGAAAUGGAGAAUCAAUGCAAAGAGCAAAGUCAUUUCAAGGCUCUGAGAAUGGCUAUAACCCGAAACAGAAUUCCAAGGGAUUUGAAGGCCCCCCAGAGUUUCGUCUACCUGAACCUCUCGAAUCAAAAAUGCCCACAACAGACGAUGAUAUCUUCUCGGACCUGACUUUCGAUUCAUUGGAUAGCUCUGAUCCUUUCACUUUGGGCGGUUUGCCAUCACCAACUAUGACCUCUUUCUCAUCACAGCCCGAACACUCAAAGGAGACUGCAGUAGAGCUCCCUGACCAGAAAGCAAAGAAAGUUCCCAUUGCUCCAGCCUCGACUGCCGCCUUGCCAACAAGGUCAAGACCGGCCACCUCAAGUGGAACUACUUCUCCCAUCAAGGCAGCAUUGGCUCCUCGUGUGGUUACGAUUGCUGAUCUUAAGCUGGACGCCAGCAUCGACGCCUCCCUAGAGGAGACUGGAAUUACGCUUGAGGAUAUAUGUGGGUAUAUUGAAGGCCCCGAUCCGGUAGACAAUAAGUGGAUAUGUACCUUCGACGGAUGCAUGAAGAGGUUCGGGCGGAAAGAAAACAUAAAAUCUCAUGUUCAAACACAUCUUGGCGACAGACAGUUCAAGUGCAAUCAUUGCAACAAGAGUUUUGUUCGAGGCCAUGACCUGAAAAGACAUGCAAAGAUUCACACGGGCGUCAAACCAUACCCUUGCGACUGUGGGAACAGCUUCGCACGACAUGAUGCUUUAACUAGGCAUAAGCAGCGUGGAAUGUGCAGCGGUGCAUUUGUUGGAGCUGUGAGGCGAGCAGAGCGACGUGGUAGACCAAGGAAAGAGAGACCUAAAUAUGGAGAGAGACGCGAGAAAGCAACCCGGGCAAGGCAACGGGAGAAAAAGAAGGCAUCUAGCCCAUCAGUUCAGGAACAUUCAUCGAGUUCUUCUGCACCGUCGCCAGAAAGCGAAAAUUUGGAGGCUCCAAGCACUAGAGAGCAUAGUCCCGUCAAGGAUAUGCUAUUUCUGGACAUGGAAUCGAUUUCCUUACCCCCUGACGUUUUCACAUUUACGCCCCCUGCGUCCCCCAGCUAUAGCACUGGAAAUAUCGGCUCACCCGCCCGCAGCUAUUAUUCCACUUCCCAGGAACCAGAUGAAACGCCGCUGUGUUUGUCUCCCUCAAAACGAUAUCUCGCCGACAUUCCAGAGGAGAUCAUUGAGCCUCCAUCUUUCGAAUGUGGAUCGCCCACACCCGUCAAGCGUGAAACGAAAAGAGACCUGAUAGGGUCACCAUGCCGAACUAUCUGGCCAACCAACCCAGGACCCACUCUUACUGAGGACUCAAAUAGUACUGAAUUUGAUGAUGUUUUCUCAAGCCAUGCAAGUACAUCGGCCUUCGACCCCGACCAACUCCCUCCUCUGGGACCUCAGUCAACAACAGGAAUAUCAGAAUCUGGCUCGUCGCAGUAUGACGAUGAAAUAUUCCUGAAUCACUUGAACAGCGAAGCUCCAAACCUAGACAGUGACUAUUUCCCUCUAUCUUUGUCACCAAGCACAGACGCCUUUUUUGAUUCAUUCACGACGGAGCUGAAAUAA